CAGCUUUUGCUCACUCGGUUAGAGCUGGAAGCCGCUUCCACUCGGAGUGUCUCCUUUAUGGAGGUGGAAUUGUUUCAUAUUAACAUACAAAUGGAAAGAGAUUUAUUGAAACAAAUCUAGUGCCAAUAUAUGUAUGUGCUUAAUUCCAUGCACAUCUGAGAGCUCUGUGACACUGGUCUCGCCCUGAUAGUAAAACGAAGCGUGAUUGGAUGAAGAUAGAAUGUGCUAUGAUUGGUCCGAGUAAUGUGGCCGUUAUCUGAUUGGCUUGAGUAGAAGAUGGGUGGAGUCCACCUAUUUGUAGAUUUGUGUGCACAUCUUGGGCUAGAUUUGUUUCAAAAUCAACAAAUGCGUGUAGCGACCUGCAAAUGUCCAGGAAGCGAUCCACAAAUAAAUGCGCGCAAUUCACAAAUGAAUGCUGGACAGUGUUGUGGUUUUCCAUCUCCAUACUGCUACCGCUGUUAUGACAGUGUCCGCUGCCUCAGCAUAGACGUGGAUAGCUGAAAACGCGCUUAAAAGGGGGGUUACGAGCACAUUUGAUUUAAAUGACAUGGGAUAUGCAAGAAUGUGUUGCCCUACCCUCCUGGCACAGGUGGAAAAACCCAGACAGCAAUGACUUUGUUACCUGCAGAUAGGGACAAAAUGGCACCUCAGCAACCUUCCAGCAUGGAGAAACAGACUGGAGAACCAUGUGAGCAUGAAUCUGAGGAGGAAGAGAAGGAAGGACCAGGACCACCUUUAGAUGAAGUUGAAAAGGCCACCACUGAUGCUCCGGAUGGAGGCUGGGGCUGGGUGGUCCUGCUUGCUACCAUCCUUGUCUUAGCAUUGACACUGGCCUUUCCCUCCUGCAUUGGCAUCUUCUAUGUAGAUCUUCAGAAAGAAUUUGAAGCCAGCAACAGUGAGACAUCUUGGGUGCCAUCAAUAAUGACAGCAGUUCUACAUGCUGGAGGUCCUCUUUGUAGUGUGCUGGUGGAACAUUUCGGUUGCCGGGCGACAGUGAUGUUUGGGGGAGUGCUGAGUGGUGUGGGGAUGGCCGUCAGCUCUUUUACACGUUCUAUACUCGAGUUAUACAUCACUGCGGGGGUCAUAACAGGUCUGGGUUUCUGUUUGAGUUUUCAGCCUGCUGUUACCAUCCUCGGUUAUUACUUUGUGCGCCGUCGUCCUUUUGCCAAUGCAAUGUCCUCCACCGGCACUGCUCUGGGCCUGUCUACGUUGCCAUUUUUAGGUGACUACCUUCACAGUGAGCUGGGCUGGAGAGGGAGCUUUCUGGUUCUUGGUGCUGUGCUACUUAAUUGCUGUGUUUGUGGGGCUGUUAUGAGACCACUGAAACCUCGCAAACCCAGAAGCUCCAAGGCAACGAGGAACAGCCCAAGAUCCCCAGACAAAAAAGGACUGAAAGAGAGCAUACAGAGAAUGUUUCAGAGUUUAGUAUCCUUCCUCAGAUGCCACAUGGCCUUUGACCUGUUCGGUAGUAACCUGCGAUUUCGGGUCUUCUCCUUGGGCAUCACCUGGAUGAUGCUGGGGUUCGUGGUGCCGCUUAUCUACCUGGUUCCCUAUGCUACUGCCCAUGGCAUGGAUCAGAGCCAAGCCGCCCUGCUGCUCUCCAUCCUGGGCUUUGUCAACAUCUUUGUGCGGCCUCCCAUCGGAGUGCUCUUCAGCCUGCCCUGGUUCAAAGGCCGACACAUCUACGUGUUCUCAGUAGCACUGUUCAUAAAUGGACUCAGUAACAGUAUUUGCUGCAUUGCUGCCAGUUUCCCGGUGCUCUUAAUAUAUGUGCUGACUUACGGGCUGUCUAUGAGCGUGAUUGGCUCGCUGAUGUUCACCGUACUAAUGGACACGGUUGAGAUGAGUCGAUUCCCAUCUGCUCUCGGCCUGCUGUCUAUCAUGGAAAGCGUCACACUGCUGAUUGGGCCUCCUCUUGCAGGAAGCCUCGUGGACAGAACUGGCUUGUACACAUAUGUGUUUCUGGCUUGCAGUAUCUCAGUGGCAUUAUCAGCUCUGUUCCUAAUGGUUUCCUUUUACUGGUUGGACUGUCACGGUGAAUCCCAGAAGGACAAUUCAAUAGCUUCUGGGUCUCCAGCUAAGCCUGCAGUUACUCUGCCCACAGUACAGUACAGCAGUGUGCCUACAGAUGGGGACAAGACGAAUGACCCGUCUUCAGAGACAGAAAAUGUCACUGAUAUAUGACCUGCAUCAGAAUCAGACUGGGUUUAUUCAUGUUUAAAUUGUUACCUAUAUCAGGUGUGUUACAGCUCAUGAAAAUGUAUUGUAUGUAUACAUUGAAAAGAAUAGUUUACUCCGUUUCUUAGUAACACAAAAUGGGUUGUUUUUAAAUAUAUCAUUUCAGUGAGUGUCAAACUCAAGAUGUUUUGUAUCUUGGUAUACUGUAUGACACUGUAAUGCUUUUCUAAACGUUCCGGUCUAGUGAGUUAAACUCACAUAAACUCAUGAUGUCAUGUCACUGGUAUGCCUUGUGCUAUCUAAAUGCCAUAGUACUAUAAUGCCAUCUUUUUGGUUUACUGUAAAUUAAAGGCACUGUAAGUGACUUUUUAAUACCAUGUCAUUACUAACUGACAGAUAUGACUGAAAUAGGUGUCCUGAGAAAUCUCACCUGUCUCUGUGACAGCCCUAGACUCUGCAAACAGCAAAAAAAAAAAAAAAAAAAAAAAAAGAGUCAGGUGAGUGCUUUCUCAGCCAAUCAGAAAAUGCUAUCUGCCUUUUAUGUGUUUGUGUUUGCUUACGUGUCUUUGGAGUGCAGAGUUUUGGAUAGAGAACUGGUGGUUUACAGGUUCAUCCAAUUCAGUUACCUAGUCGUCAUGGUAAAUCACUUAUAGUAGCUUUAAAUAUUAUAAAAUGAACCUUCAUACCUGAGAAACUUGAAGCUAUUAAAAGUCAGGAAUCCAUCAUAGCUGAUUUGUUUCAUGCCAUGCCCACAAAAUCUACACUCAACAUCUCAAUAUCUACAUAACUACAUUUCAAGUUUUUAGCAGACUCAAUAUCUUUUUGUUUAUUCUUUCUCAGUUUUAUCACAAUACAAUAUAUUAUGCAUUGUGAUUGUAUCAUAAGCUCCGUACACUGAAAGACAUGCAUUCACUGUCUAAAAAAAGAUUGUUCACUUUAUGUUUUACCUUUACACAUUCUAUUGCCAAAGUGUAAGAAAAGAGAUUGUUUGAUGAAUUAGGAGAAAAUCUAAUUAUGUUUAUGUUUUAGUAAAGUUGUUAAUAGCCUACUACACAUGAGCAUUAAAUGGCUAAAGGUACAGGACUGUGCAAAAAAUAUUGAUAUUUAUUUAAAAUAAACAUUUAAAGACAAAUUUUUGUGAAACAUCUACUGUGCCUAAGGCUUUUGCACAGUAAUGUUAACCCAAACACAUAUACAAUGAAACUUGCAAAUGCAGAGCAAUCACAUAUCAAAUACAGACUUUCUUUUCCAGUUUUCAAUGGGUACUUGAAUAUGAUUUGCCCUUAAUACUUACAGGAAUUAUGUGCUCUUGUGGGGUUGUUGGGUUCAUGGAUUAGUACUGCGAGUGCUUGAACAGCGAGUGUUCAAAGGGCCCCUUUUUAUUCAAUACAGAAUAAGACAUUUCACUGUACACCGAUUUAUAUGCAAGCUAGCUGUUACCUUUUCUCAUGUAAGCUGUUUUGGUCUUGUCAAAGUUGUGCUGUUGUUUUGUCAUGUAUAUCAAAAUGUAUAUUACAGUGUAUUUACUACAAUAAUAAAGUUUAUUUAUGUUUUAA
Molecule: messenger RNA, 3734 nt
Organism: Myxocyprinus asiaticus (Chinese sucker)
Lineage: Eukaryota; Metazoa; Chordata; Actinopteri; Cypriniformes; Catostomidae
Product: monocarboxylate transporter 6-like
Exons: 6
Coding region: 610-2184 (524 amino acids)
Biological process (GO): transmembrane transport; monocarboxylic acid transport
Molecular function (GO): monocarboxylic acid transmembrane transporter activity
Source: RefSeq, a predicted model, not a curated record